Molecule: messenger RNA, 690 nt
Organism: Ascoidea rubescens DSM 1968
Lineage: Eukaryota; Fungi; Ascomycota; Saccharomycetes; Ascoideales; Ascoideaceae
Gene: SFM1
Product: protein-arginine N-methyltransferase SFM1
Exons: 1
Coding region: 1-690 (229 amino acids)
Biological process (GO): peptidyl-arginine methylation
Molecular function (GO): protein-arginine omega-N monomethyltransferase activity
Source: RefSeq, a predicted model, not a curated record
AUGAUUUAUAUAAUUGAGCACAUGGAAUCGGGUUUCAGCGACUGGGUCGUCUUAGAGUAUAUCAAAAUAAUCCAAGAAAUUGGUUCCCACAAUCUUAUACUAACUUCAUUACCUGUAAAUAUAACUUCAAAUGACAUCCCAUCCUCUCUAACAAAAUUGGGCUUACAAUGGACAAAGAAAGAAGUGACCCAAUUAUACUACGAUGCUCCUAACAAUCAAAUACUAAUUGACGGCGGCAAUGAUGGCAAUAAUAGCAAAAUCCUCUCGCUAGACUCCUUAUCAAAAAACAUCUGUCUUUUGGACCCAGCAUCUAAAAUUGACUUGAAACCUUCUGAUUCAGAAACUUUCCAGUUUUUUGUGUUUGGCGGGAUUCUUGGAGAUCAUCCACCAAAGGAUAGAACUGGUGAAUUGCGUGAGAAGUAUGGCUUUUCUGGUCGAAGAUUGGGCAAGUUGCAAAUGACAACCGAUACCGCUGUUAGAGUAACUCAACUAAUAAUUGAGAAAAAUAUAACAUUUGAUGAGAUCAGUUUCAUAGAUUAUCCUGAGAUCAAAUUCAAUAAAUACGAGUCAACCGAAAUGCCAUUUAGGUACGUUCUUGAUGAUAAUAACAAACCAAUUUUUCCCGAUGGAAUGCUUGAUUUAAUUAAAAAAGAUACAGAAAAAUCUCUCGAUAGUGAAGAUUUAUUCUAG